AAGUACCGGUAACUAUUACUUAGUUUCUGUGCAGUUUUUUUCAUAAUCACUACAGCCCAGUACGGGUCUUAUCAGUCGCAGCGAACCAGAGAUCAGAGAGAGAGAGAGAGAGAGAGAGAGAGAGAGAGAGAGAGAGAGAGAGAGAGAGAGAGAGAGAGAGCGAGAGAGAGAGAGAGAGAGAGAGAGAGAGAGAGAGAGAGAGAGAGAGAGAGAGAGAGAGAGAGAGAGAGAGAGAGAGAGAGAGAGAGAGAGAGAGAGAGAGAGAGAGAGAGAGAGAGAGAGAGAGAGAGGUUUUCUCGUACGUCUCCUGGUUCAUUUUGCUUUGGCUCUUGGCCUGGUGCGGUUGGUCUGUCUCCUCGCUGGGGCAGCAAGGUUUCUUCUGGUCUGCAGGUAUGGCCACAAGCGGUACCGGUGGCCACCCGUCGCCAGAUGCGGACAAGGCAGAUGGUGCUGGCGUGUCAAAGUGCCUUGGCGAAGGACAAAAAGGCGUCGAGCAUAGCGGUGAGGUCGCAACGCUAGAGUUCGACCCCGAGAACAGCUACGCACUUUGUGUGGGAACGGACAAGCUGUGGCGUGAUUCGCCAGCUGAGAUGAGCAAAGUACUCAAUAGUAGAUUGGGACUGGCGCAGGAUCAUAUUAUUGUGCUUAGCGAGGCAGCCCUCGACUCUGCCACCGAGGCAGCCCUCGACUCUGCCACCGAGGAGAACGUCAAGGCCCGCCUGUCUGAGCAGGCAGCAAAGGUUAAGGACAACGGAAUACUCUUCUUCUCCUUUAGCGGCCAUGGUGGUCAAAAGAAGCCUGACAAGAACGUGGCAGAGAACGUGGCAGAGAACGUGGAUGAGAACGUGGAUGAGAUUGAGGAAUUCUACAUAGCGGCGGCUGAUCCUCAACGGAUGGGCGCAUCGUUGUUCGUAGACAGCCUGGGCACCUGCAAAGGCAGGAAUGCCGUUAUCGUCAUGGACUGUUGUUAUGCCGGAGGGCUUCUUGAAAACAUCCGCCAGUCCAAGUGGAAGAAUAGCUUCAAUGUGUACACCCUCGCCGCCUCAAAACGGAACGAGAAGACGUCCUAUAUUCCUGGCCUUGGCCCCUCGCUUUUCACCUUCUUCAUGGCGUGUUACCUGGAAGAGAACGCUAAACUAGGUAAGCUGCCCAUUCGCAGCAGCAUGGACUACUGCAGGGCUCUCUGUCCAGCGUUUGCACGACUCUUGUAUGUGACUGACAAGGAGAAGGUCAAACUGAAGGCUGAGCGCAAGUCAACGAUUCCGAACCCCAUCUAUGAUUAUCGACCGAAGACUACAGAGUCGGGCGAAAAGGCACCCUUGAUUAAAUCGCACCUUCACCCACUGACUUCAUCAUUCAUCAACAAGCUGAUGGAUGAUCCGGAUGAUGAUCUGCUCCCUCAAGCGAUCCACGAGUAUUUUCAGGAAACGGCAGUGGAGAGUGUGCGCACGUUGUAUAGCCACGGUUGCCUGAGUCCCGACUUUGGCCAAAGAUACAGCACCGUGUUCAACUGCGUGCUUAGACUAAUUGUUCGGAGCUCAGCAAAGAUACUACUGGAUCUCCAGCAGCUACAGAGCGCAACCUCAGCUGGCGACGACAAUGCUAAGAGCGUGCACCCGAUUUUGCAGCCAGGGCAUCCCGAUAUAUUUCUGAGGGUGAUGAAGUACGUAUAUUGGCUGUUUAAGAGAGGACUGUCCAGCGCAUCGACAGCGGAGGCUUCCCAUAGCCCGACCAAGCCCGUUCUUCAGAUGCGUCACUUCAUCAAGUUGCCUGAAAAGUAUUUCAGCCUGCUUAAACAUCAAGUGAGUGCCCAGACAAAAAUCAAGUACUGGGUCAUGGUAAAGAAAUGCCAUGCAAUGAUUUACGCCAAGCCGAAGGAGCCUCUCGACGAAAUGCUGAAACCGGACAACUAUGAGGAGCUGAAAAAGCUCCCUCCAUUGGACUUGCACCAGCUCAUUGCGAAGAAUAUCACCAAGCUGAGUCUCUCCGCUGAGUGAAGUCAGUAUCAUCUCUCACGUAGUGCAGAUACAGAUUUUUGAAAUGAUAAUUAUAUCCCCCCCCCCCCCCAAUCCCCCGACACCCACGUUAUCUCAUAAUUGUUAUUACUAGUUCUUUAUCAGAGUGGCUGCAAUAGAGUCCGCGAGUUCUGAGAAAUAUUUAUCACAUUUUGGAGCUGAUGCUCUAGGUUACUACAAUUACCCAAAUAUGCUACCCAGCGGCUAUUGCCUUGGUUGUCUUUAUUUAAAUAAUACAUGUACAUGUAUUAUUUUGCAAGACUGUGAUCUGAGAAAAAAUGCAUCUUCAGUGAGAUUUUUCUUUCUUUUCAAUUGAGAAAAUUAAAUUUAGGUGAAGAUCCCGUGUUAAGUUAGCAUAUGGGCAACAGCACAACGAUCUUCUUAAAAUUUAUUCACUUUUUACAGUAUACUGCUAGUUGACUAGAUCCCCACUUCUCAUAAUCCAGCGCAUCCGACUUCCCCUGUAUCCCCUUGCCUGUAUCUGCCCCCAACUCGAAGCGCUCAUCAUCCAUGCUAUACAAUCAUGUACUAGUUACCUACAUGUACAUCUACAGUCAACUUUGCAUAACGCGACACUCGGCGGGGCGUCAGAAAAGUGUCCUUGUUCACCAAGUGUCGUUAUUUUAUUUUAUUUUUUUAAACAAAAAACAAAAACAC
Messenger RNA from Sycon ciliatum, 2672 nucleotides. RefSeq lists its product as uncharacterized. The record is from RefSeq and is a predicted model, not a curated record. The transcript is spliced from 8 exons. Gene Ontology annotation, molecular function: cysteine-type endopeptidase activity. NCBI's taxonomy places the organism in Eukaryota, Metazoa, Porifera, Calcarea, Leucosolenida, Sycettidae. Gene Ontology annotation, biological process: proteolysis. The coding region runs from base 393 to 1997 and encodes 534 amino acids.